Molecule: messenger RNA, 2113 nt
Organism: Coturnix japonica (Japanese quail)
Lineage: Eukaryota; Metazoa; Chordata; Aves; Galliformes; Phasianidae
Gene: KMO
Product: kynurenine 3-monooxygenase
Biological process (GO): L-tryptophan catabolic process; quinolinate biosynthetic process
Cellular component (GO): mitochondrial outer membrane
Molecular function (GO): FAD binding; kynurenine 3-monooxygenase activity
Source: RefSeq, a predicted model, not a curated record
CUGACUCAGCCACCCUCCCUCCUUUUGGUGAGCACAGCACAGUGACAGUGAGAGGACACCAGCCUGCCUGCUGCUCCGAGCCUGCUGUCACAGUGAUGGAGUCCAGCAACGUCCAGGGGAAAAAAGUUGCCAUUGUUGGAGGGGGCCUGGUGGGUGCAUUAAACGCGUGUUUCUUUGCAAAACGAGGUUUCCAUGUUGAUGUUUAUGAAGCCAGAGAAGAUAUCCGUGUGUCCAGCUUUGCCCGUGGCAGAAGUAUUAACUUGGCCCUGUCAUACAGAGGACGCCAGGCCCUGCAGGCUGUGGGGCUGGAAGAGCAGAUUGUGUCUAAAGGCAUCCCCAUGCAUGCACGGAGAAUACACACACUACUGGGGAAGAAGUACUCUAUCCCUUAUGGCAAGAAGAAUCAGUACAUUCUCUCCGUGGACAGAGCAAACUUAAACAGAGAGCUGUUAACAGCUGCUGAGAAGUACUCCAACACUAACCUGUACUUCGGACACAAGCUAAUAGAGUGCAAUGCAGAGUUGGGGACACUAACCAUUAAAAGUUCCAGGUCUGGCCAGCUGCCUCUGGAAGACACCUAUGAUCUCAUCGUGGGAUGUGAUGGAGCCUUCUCGACAGUCAGAAAGCAGUUCAUGAGGCAAACGUGCUUCAACUACAGCCAUGAGUACAUCCCUCAUGGCUACAUGGAGCUGACCAUCCCUCCCAGGGAUGGAGAUUUUGCCAUGGAACCAAACUAUCUCCACAUCUGGCCAAGAAACACAUUCAUGAUGAUUGCGCUGCCCAAUAUGGACAAGUCUUUCACCUGCACCCUCUUCAUGCCCUUUGAGGAAUUUGAGAAGCUCAAGACUGGCGAGCAAGUACUGGAUUUUUUCCAGACCUACUUCCCAGACUCCAUCCCCCUCAUCGGAGAGCAGGAGCUGAAGCACGAUUUCUUUCUGCUGCCAGCCCAGGCCAUGAUAUCUGUGAAGUGCUCCUCCUACCACCUCUCUAACCGCUGUGUGCUGAUGGGAGAUGCUGCUCAUGCUGUUGUGCCUUUCUAUGGACAGGGCAUGAACGCAGGCUUUGAGGAUUGCCUGGUCUUUGAUGAGUUAAUGGACCAGUUUCACAAUGACCUGGGUGCCUGCCUCCCUGAGUUCUCCAGGCUGAGGGUGCCCGAUGACCAUGCCAUCUCAGAUUUAGCUAUGUACAACUAUGUAGAGAUGCGAGAGCACGUAAAUUCGACAUGGUUCAUUUUCCGGAAGCGGAUCAACAACCUCCUCCACACCCUCAUGCCUUCUACUAUCAUCCCACUGUACACAAUGGUGACAUUCAGCAGAAUUCGCUACCACGAGGUACUUCAGCGCUGGAAAUGGCAGGAAAAGAUAAUUAAUCGAGGACUCUUCAUCAUGGGGGCAGCAGGGCUGGGCGGCACCUACCUGCUUGUGAAGAGACUGACACGGGACUGGUGCUUCUUCAUACCAAACUUGUGGGGCUGGUGCCAUUACAUCAGGAACAUUGGAAAUUUUCCUUUCAGCAUUCAAGUGGCACAAAUGUAACAGAAGGUUCUGGAGGCACUAAAAGUGAAGGCACAGACUGUUGGUUCAGCUUGGAGACUUUUCUCUCUGUUGGGAUGUGGUUGUCAGCUCCUGCAGCCCUUCUGUCCCCUGCCCCCCGGGGAGAGGAACUCACUAGGGCCAAGCCUCUGCAGGGGCUCAUGUGCAUCUCUGCCUAAUUUAAGCUGCUUUGUGCCUCGAGUGAUGCUGCAUUUCAUGGGCUGGGCAUGGGGUUUGUGUACAGUAAUGGGGACACUGCAGCCUCUAGCCAGAAGGACAGUUGGGAUCACCUGGGGCUUCUCAGUCUGCACUGGGACUGUGCCAGUAUGGCUGACUUAUAUCAGGAUCCCCUGCCUCCCCACUUUUAUCCUGCUCACGUGCCUUUGGAAGUAGACUAUCUUUGCUAGUUCCUCCUCUUAAAUUUCUCCUUAUGAAGCAGCUUAGUAACAUAUAUCUGUUGAAGGAACAUAACUCUAUGAAGCAGCUUAGUAACAUAUAUCUGUUGAAGGAACAUAACUCUGUCUCAGCGCUGAUGUUUCUGCCUCAAUAAAUCAGAGGAUAUUGCAUACUUUGAAAAAAUA